Messenger RNA from Linum tenue, 2517 nucleotides. The record is from the annotation of a GenBank genome assembly. NCBI's taxonomy places the organism in Eukaryota, Viridiplantae, Streptophyta, Magnoliopsida, Malpighiales, Linaceae.
AUUUAUUUUAGGCAAUAGUUCUUGUCCACCAUUCUGUCCCGGAUGAUAGUGUUGGCCUUCUGGUAGCCGUUGAUCGUUGAAAGCGCCCUUUCAUUUUGAACUGCUUUUUUGAAAAAACUUUAGAAGAAACGAGGACCCACAUGAUAUGAGAUUUUAAUUUCACCAUCUUCCUUAAUUUGACAUCGGCGGUUUGCCAGAAUUAGAUCAGGCAUCCGUUUGUCAAAAAGGAAAUCUUACCCAACGACAGUAGCACCUUGAUUUGAAGGGGGGGAAACAAGAACUGGUUAAUCCGUUUUUUCCCUAUUAUCUUCUUCCCCUUCUAUUGAUUUCAAACUAUUAUUUUCCCAGGAAAGAAAAAAGAACAGUGAAUUAAUGCUUAGUCUUUCUGAUUUCCUUAUCUCCCCUGCUUUCCUGGAAAGGGAUCCAAUCUCAUUUUGAUUUCCACCUCCGUUUUCUCACUCGGUUUAUAUCUCAUGGGUUCCUUCUGGUUGUUGAUAUGGAAGAUGUACCUGGGAAAAUGAUGCAGAGGCUCUCUAGCCGUUACCUCUGCAAUCAAUGAACAGGUACAAAACAAUGUAAAGCUGCCCCCUUUUCCAGUUUCCUAUUAAAAAGCUCGUAUCUUUACCAACCCCUCAAAAAUCAUUCCUACGUUUCUGGGUUUUGAAUUCUGAAAUUUGCAUUUGUCGGGGGAGGGUUUUAAGGAUUUCCAGGCGCCUGUAUUCUAAUAUUCACCUCUGUCUAAUUGGGUUAUUGACCUAGCAAUCAAUCCAUCUUCCCCUGCCGCAUAUCUCUGACUCAGAGCUGGUGAAAUUGAUCUGACCAAACAAUUCCUUGACCAUGGCUGAAACCCAUCACCAUGCCAUGUUGCUGCCGGAGACUGAUGCGUUUAGUCUAAGAGAAGCACUCCAUGGGCAGCAGCAGAUCCUGCAAAAACUCUACCGCGAACUGGAUGUGGAAAGGGAAGCUGCUGCAACUGCAGCUAGUGAAGCCAUGUCCAUGAUCCUGCGCCUGCAAGGUGAGAAGGCUGCAUUGAAGAUGGAAGCCAGCCAAUACAAGAGAAUGGCAGAGGAAAAAAUGUGCCACGCGGAAGAGACGCUGGAACUCUGCGACGACAUGAUGUACCAGAAGGAGAUGGAGAUCGCAUCCCUCGAGUUCCAGCUUCAGUCUUACAGGAACAGACUUGUCAGCGUGGGUCCUAACGAUGCACCCGAGCUUGAUCUUGCAUCUCACAAAAGCGACACUUCGUUUGGGGAAAAGGGUAGUGGUGUGAGGAGGCUCAACUCGUUGCCUCAGCUUGCUUUGUUGGAUUUUAGCCAAAAGAAAGUAGGGUUUGACAGGAAACAACUUCCCUCAACUAGCACAGCUACUAUUGAUGAGGAAGCUGAAUUUCAAGAGAUUCAUGAGCUGGAGAAGAAGUUAGUGGGGGGUCAUACUGCUGGAGACUUAAAUUCUUACUGGGAACAGAUCAAGAAAUUGGACGAACGACUGAAAGAGAUGUCGGAUGGAAGCAGCAAAGAUCAUACUAGCAAAAACAAGUCUGCAAUCUGGAGAGGUGGGACGUGGUCUCAUUCAUCAUAUUCACAACUUACUGAAGGAAAUAAUGGCAAUAUUUCUGGUGAGAAUUCAACUUCACGAGACUUGGAAGUUGGUUUGAGUUCUCUUUUACAUUCCAAUAAUGGUAUGGAUGACAAUCUUGAGAGUCAAAAAAAGCGUUGUGAAUUGUUAAGGAAAGGUACAUCGUCAGGAGAGCAAGUGAAGACAGAGUUGCAAUGUCCUUCAAGCAACGAGAAGAAGAAAGCUCCCAAAGAUGCACCACUUGUUGACCAUGGUGGUUUGCCUCCUUCCCCUGCUUCAGCACACCAUCCUUUGGUGAUGCCAUGCGAUUACCAGAAGCUGAUGCGAAGAAUCGAGAGGCUGGAGAGGGGGAGGAACAAUGUGAGGCAGCACCAGGAGAUUGUUUCUUGUGGAGGAGGGCAAACAGCAGAAGAAGAGAUGCAUCUUUUGAAGGCGAUUCAAGAACAGCUGAGUGGGAUCCAGACCGAACUCAAGAGUCGAAAAGCUCAGAAACCUAUUGUUCCAGAUGAACCAUGUCUUGAUGUUCUCCAAGAGGCAAUGUUAUACUUCUGGCUAUAAGACAAUCAAUGAGUUUCAUACUGUACAUUGUUACAAACAUUACUACAUACAUUAGUUUUUGUGAGAAAAAAAGUUUAGUGUGUAGAUCUGCACUUCUCUGCAGACUGCAGGAGAUGGUGACAUUCUGAUACACAAGGCAAUGGAGUUUGUGUAUAAGUAAAUAGGCAUGACUGAUUUCUUCUUCUCUGACUCCUUCUGUUUCUGUAAAUAGGGUGAGUGCCUUUCAGUUGAAUCUUUGGCACCUUUCUGUGUACCGUGGUUGUUCUAAUGACACCCGAGGGGGGGGUCUCAUUUUACAAGAUCUUCUUGUUUAGUUAUUGGGCAAGACUACGGGCACUUUUAUUCACUAUAAACUGUUACACGUAAUUAGGAAUACAAGGUCGG